Ochlerotatus camptorhynchus is the source of this 2957-nucleotide messenger RNA. RefSeq lists its product as uncharacterized. NCBI's taxonomy places the organism in Eukaryota, Metazoa, Arthropoda, Insecta, Diptera, Culicidae. The transcript is spliced from 8 exons. The record is from RefSeq and is a predicted model, not a curated record. The coding region runs from base 423 to 2906 and encodes 827 amino acids.
GUUGCUUUUAUGUUGGAAUUUGUGCUCGUCAGUUCUCGCAAAAAAGGAUAACCGAGAAUUUGUGAGGGAGGCGAACAAUGCAGAAGCAUCACCCGACAAAGUUUGGAUGUGGGAUGUGUGAAUGAGAAUGAAAAUGAGGUGUUGUCCGCUGGUAUAUAUAUGUUCGGGCUAUUAGAAGGAUUAUUUACGGUGGAAAAGGGUUCCUUCGGCGAACGUAAUUAAGCAAUAACGAGGUUCUGACCCAACAGCAGGUGGACAUUGGGUGCAGGCCGGCGACGUGGACUUUGGGAAAAAUUUCCGUUCGGUUUUCAUUUCCGGGGGUGAGUGAUUGGGGGUGAUUCGCAUGACACGCGUCCGGCAGCGCCACCAUCGGUACCAUAGGAAAGUGAACAGUUCAAAUUCGACACGUGACUGUGUGGGCUAUGCAUGUCCGCGGAGGUUCACAAUGGCAGAGUCGAAGAAAACCCUCCCUCGGGCCGUUACGGCGAGCCCAUCCCGCAUCCGGAGCAACAUGGAACGUGCAGGUCGUACGGGGCAAGAUGACGUCACGAUGCCUUUGGCAUGCUUGCCGGGCGCUGGUCCUUGGCAUCGUACUCAUGCUGGUCGGCGGCGGAAUGGCCACUGUCGGGUACUACGCCAACAACUUUCCAUCACUGUCCGACGUUAAGAGCAACAGCACUUCGACGAUUCGUGUAAAGAACGAGCAUCGAGGCUUACAUCUGAACAACUUGUCCUACGUCGGACCCAUCAUCAUGGGAGUCGGGGGUUUCAUCGUGGUAGCUUCCUGCGUAAUGACAUUCGAAGCUCGUGACUCGGCUGCCAAAGUGGUUCCGGCCCGCUUCAAGCUGAGUGGCAACACCCGGAACGCCAGCCGCAGCAACGCAUCCCGCAGGUCCACGACGGCAACAAAUGGACCCGCCUCGGGCGUGACGCAAUCUGCACGCUGGGAGCAACAUUUGGGAGUGUUUCGAACGUCCCCGGCUGUGGAACAGGUUCCGGAUCGAAAAGCGCUGACGGCAGCGUUGGUUCACUUUUCCCGAGCGCUGGGGACUCCCAAAGCCACCCAUCAGUCGCCGCAUGAAAGUCGACGAGUUUCUCGCAGUGGUUCCGAGCCAAAUUUAUCCGACGACAAGUUGACCGUUCCAUCAGUUUCCGGUUCACCGGCUGGGGUGCGCUCGGCUGUGAAACAUCACCGUGGAUCACGUGUCAGCAGCAUGGUCCAUCGAUCGACGCGGGAAACGAACAGCAGCCUGUUGCAUCCAGCGAUGCUUCACUACCAUCGACAAGCACUGUCGGUCGACGAACCGGAACCGUUUCCAAAACAUUUGAACCAAACCCGAUCACACGGUUCGAUGCACUAUGGCCAUCCGACUGACAUGCCAAUAGUGCACAAAAUGCGUGACCGAACGAAGCGCUCGGACACGGCCCGGAAGCACGUUCUAUCCCGGCAGACGAAGAUAGAAAAGGACGAACCGGCCAGCCCGAAGCAUAAUCCGCUCGCCAACAGCCGACGCUCGUCGACCAUUUCGAAUGCCUCAUCCAAGCUGAACAAGAGCAGCAGUAGACGUGCCUCAACUAUUUCCAAAACGCCUAGUAUGGACUCGAGGGGAGCGGCCUCGACGGUGGAAGUCAACAGCCCGGAGCGGUCAUUGCUGGCGAUGACACCGCGAAAGGCGAACGCAAUGGCGCAGAUGUCCACCCCGUCGGUGGAGAAGGAGUGUCGGAGUCAACUAUCGAUAUGCUCCGAACCGGCGAUUGCUCCUCGCAAUCUGUCCUGUCAAUCGAGCUUAGAACCGUGCGAGGAGAAUAGUCCGGAGCAGGAGGAACAAUCGCAAUGUGCAGGGAAAUCUCCCACCCGUCAUGGUCAUCAACCGCCUAUUAGCAAUGCCUCAACGAAUAAAUCCCCCCUUCCCGAGACAGAGGGGCCAAAAUCUGCACAGCUAAUUCGACCGGACUCGUUAGUUCUAGUGGGCAGGACAUCGACCACUGACGACGGUCAUCUACCGAACGAGAAGGCCAAUCGGUUCCUCUAUCGGAGCAAUUCUACGAAAAGCUUCCGUAAACCGAAACCAAAAAUCAAAAGCAAAAAACUAAGCAACGAAUUUGAUCAGAUAUACGUGAUUAGCAGCAGCAGUGGCGGUGGACCCGAGCACGGAAGCCCUUCGGCAACGGUGGCUCUCGCUGGCUCGGGCACCGGAAGUAAUCGUUAUCCUAAUUUCCAUCAUGCACGUGAUGAUGACUACUACGACUCGAUUGAGGUUAUACACGAGCGACGAAGUAAGAACUUUAGUAAAUUCAACAGUGUGUGUGGGGAUGAGUCAAAGCAGACACAGGAUCAGGAUAGUGGACUGGGCCAGGAGGUCCCUUCCUGUCGACAGGAAGGUGAUGAUUUCUGCCUGGUUGGGGAGAGCUUAGGUUCGAACAAAUUUAGCGUGGUGGCCGACAUUUCAUCUGCCAUGACCAAUCUAUUGCAAGCUAGUCCGGAAAAGCUCCCACAGAAGGCAACUACGAAAACGAUUGCCGUUGAUUGUGGUCUACAGGGGGUUGAAGGAGGAAAACAAGGUGGCUCAACCGAUGCCGACGACGAUGAUGAUGAUGAAGAUGGUGAUGGAAAACAAAGCACGGAUCACAAUAGCUCCAUUCAACGGUAUGACACGGUUAUCUAUAAUGCAGGUGCCAGCAGUGUCGAAAGUGAAGAAACUGUGCCGACGCACCUGGGCGGCGUUGAUGAUGGUGAGCGAAAGGGUGUCAGCAGUGAGGGCAGUUGUGAUGACGUGGGGGUGGGUGGCUCGGGAGCACGUGAUAAGGCAUAUUGUGGCGACGGCAAACAGGAUAGCGCUAUGGAAGAAAUGGAUACACCUGACUCGGUUGUAGAUGAUGGUAAUAACAUUGCUGUUGAGAUGUAAAUGUGUGCAUGAAAGAGUGAAUGAGUUGAUAACCGCAGGACAAGGGUUGAU